Molecule: messenger RNA, 2109 nt
Organism: Lachnellula hyalina
Lineage: Eukaryota; Fungi; Ascomycota; Leotiomycetes; Helotiales; Lachnaceae
Product: NADPH--cytochrome P450 reductase
Exons: 2
Coding region: 1-2109 (702 amino acids)
Cellular component (GO): cytosol
Molecular function (GO): flavin adenine dinucleotide binding; FMN binding; NADPH-hemoprotein reductase activity
Source: RefSeq, a predicted model, not a curated record
AUGUCACAAUUCGCAGACAUUUCGCAAUUCGGUGCACUGCAGAGCAUUCUGCACCAUACUCGCAAAGACGAUGUUGCAUUCCUAGCCCUGGCAAUCUUCUCGGGCAUCAUCUAUACUCGCUUCAUCCAAGACAAACCAGAUCCAUAUCACCAUGUCUGGUUUGAGAAGCCUCAAGCAGCUGAUUCGAGCGGAAAAGCCGCCGAAACAAGAGACAUCGGGAAGAAACUGGAAGAGAGCAAGAAAGAUCUUGUUGUAUUCUGGGGUUCUCAGUCUGGUACUGCCGAAGGACUUGCAGCUCGACUCGUGAGAGACUUUAGAAGUCGCUUUGGGCUUGAUGUGCUCGCAGCAGACCUUUCCGACUAUGAUCCAGAAACAAUCAACAACAUCUCAGAAAAGAAGUUUGCAAUCUUCAUUAUCUCGACCUACGGAGAAGGCGAUCCCAGCGAUAAUACAUCAAAUUUCAUGUCCUGGCUCAAGACCAACAAGAGCGUGCGAUUCGAGAAACUUCGGUAUGCCGCUUUUGGGUUGGGAAAUAAGAAGUACAAGUGUUACAACAAAGUUAUUGAUGUUGUUGUUGAAUCGCUUGACCAUCUGGGAGCUGCUGCUUUGAUGCCAGUUGGAAAAGCGGACGAUUCCAAUGGUGCCACAGACGAAGACUUCACAGAGUGGAAGCAAUCGUUGUUCUCCUUGUUCCAUGCACAGCUUGGAUUUGAGGAACGACCUGAGCGGUAUGAUCCAACGUUGCGAGUUGUGCAGGACACAUCUUUGGACAAAAUCGACCUCCAUAUCGGUGAGCCAGUUAGGUCGGGGCAAUCGAAGAAAUUGGCUGCAGGAAUGUCAACCAUCCAAGCUUUGCCAAUCCGAACAGCAGAAAAGCUUCUUUCAACGACCGAUCGAAACUGCCUUCAUUUGGAACUCGACACAAAUGAAUUCCCAGAGCUGAAAUACAAAACUGGUGAUCAUCUCGCUGUUUGGCCUUCGAAUCCGACAUCAGAAAUUCAGCGUCUAGUGAGAGUACUCGGCCUUGAAGAAGUCACUGAAACCCCUCUCUUGAUUCAAAGCCUAGAUCCAUCUGUACAAGUUAAAGUCCCGUCGCCAACUACUUGGGAGGCUCUCCUUCAAUACUACCUGGAAAUAUGCGCACCAGUCCCACGAGAAGUCGUGCUAUCGCUAGCACAAUUUGCCCCUUCUGAAGCUGCGAAAGCUACCUUGAAGCGACUCGGAGCAGACAAAGAUGUCUACCAUGAUUACUGCUCAAAAACCCAUCUCACUCUCGGUAGACUUCUUGAAAUCAUUUCACCGUCCCAAGGAUCCUGGUCUACAAUUCCUCUGUCGUUCGUCCUGGAGAGUCUCCCAACACUCUCACCGCGAUACUACUCCAUCUCAUCUUCAUCAGUCGUUUCUCCCAAAAAUAUCUCCAUCACAGUAGCAACCUCUUCGGAACCUUCUCCGACUCACGGUGCUCCUAUCCCAGGCCUCACCACAGACUAUUUACUGGCAAUUGAGCGCAAAAGCAAAAGUGCCACCACAUCCAGCGGGCCUAGCUACGACAUUUCCGGUCCAGGCAAUUCUCUGGAACAAGGGAGUAAGCUCUUUGCACACAUCCGGAAGUCGAAAUUCAAACUACCCAUCUUACCCAAGACUCCCGUCAUCAUGAUCGCCUCUGGCAGCGGCGUAGCCCCCUUUCGCGGAUUCCUCACCGAACGAGCUCGAGUCGGCCACAUCGGUCGAGAAGUAGGACAGAGCCAUUUAUUCUUCGGGUGCCGAUCCCCAGACGACUAUCUGUACCGCUCGGAGCUGGAAGCACUACAGCAGUCCAACGAGGAAAUCAAGGUCGUCACUGCGUUUUCAAGGACCGAGCAGAAUAGGAAUGGAGGCAGGGCGUAUGUUCAGGACAAGCUUGAAGAGAACGACGAGAAGAUGAUUGAGCUGUUGAUGGAGCAUAAUGCGUAUCUGUAUAUUUGCGGCAGUGCUGCUAUGGCGAGGGACGUGGCGGCUAGACUUGGCAAUUGUAUGCGUGCGAGGAAAGGGUGGAGUGAAGCUGAGUUGAGAGAGUGGUCUGAGGUUAUGAGGAAAACACAUAGGUGGCAGGAAGAUGUUUGGGGUUGA